Schizosaccharomyces osmophilus is the source of this 669-nucleotide messenger RNA. It is a transcript of the gene pnc1, whose product is annotated as nicotinamidase Pnc1. Bases 1 to 669 code for a protein of 222 amino acids. The transcript has a single exon. Lineage: Eukaryota; Fungi; Ascomycota; Schizosaccharomycetes; Schizosaccharomycetales; Schizosaccharomycetaceae. The record is from RefSeq and is a predicted model, not a curated record.
AUGGCUUUCCAUCCUGCUCUUAUUAUCGUAGACGUGCAAAACGAUUUUAUUACACCAGGCUUCACCGGCCACAUUCCUGGUGCUACCAAGAUCCUUCCUUUCAUCAAUCAACUUUUGGACGGAAGUUACAAAUGGGACUAUAUCGUUGCCACAAAAGAUUUACAUCCUGCUGAUCAUGUAUCGUUUCGUGCCUCGCAUGGACCUACUGUGAUACCCAAAGGAACCGUCAUCGAUGUUCAUGCUUACGGAAAAACAUACAGACAACAAUUAUGGUCAACUCACUGUGUGAAUGGCACUGUAGGCGCCGAAUUUCAUCCAGACCUGAAUAUGGACAAGGUAGAUUACAUCCUUCCAAAAGGAAUGGAUACCCUUGUAGAGUCCUAUUCUGGGUUUUACGAUGUUAUCGGAAGGGACAAUGGUCUAAAGAAAAUUCUCGACGACCGUAACAUUACUCAUGUGUUUGUGGUUGGCGUUGCUGGUGAUAUAUGCGUUCGUGAUACAGCUCUUCAUGCAAGGGAACAUUAUAGUACAUAUGUUAUAAAUGAUGGAAUCUUCAUGUCUACUGCAGAAGCCGGUCAAAUUACCUUGCGUGAGUUUGACGAUGCGGGAAUCUCAGUAAUAAAGAUAAAUGAUCCAAUGCUGGAGUCUGUAAAAAAUCGUACUAAAUGA